AAUGAAUAUUGAAUAGUAAUAGUAGCCUAAAAGUAAAGUAAACAAAUUUAUUGUAAUUGUUUUUGUUUACUUAUGUUUCGGCUUCGGUUUGAUUGCGAUUGCAUUGCAUUAACUAACCAAUUAAAUCAACUAACUGUCAUUGUGUUAAUCAUACAUUGUCGAAGCUAAUAGUUUAGAUAAACUUAUAAUGUAAAUGAAACUUAUUCAAUUUGCUACUAUUUCAAUAAAAUUGGCGAGAAUAUUUGUCAAAAUAAUGGAGUCUGAGCCAAAACCUCAGUGCAAUUGCUUCGGUGAAUAUCAGGAAGAAGACACUGGUCGGAGACCUAAUACAUAUGUUGGUGUGCUCGAUGUUUUGGACACAAAGAAACGAGUGAUAGAUACGAGCGUUCCUCUCAACAGCGGGACGUCCAUGCCAGUCAUCGGGCUCGGAACGUACCUUGUAACCGAAAAUCAGAUCUACGAUGUGUUGGACGAGGGAUUGAAAGCUGGUUAUAGACACAUUGACACGGCUGCAGUCUACCACAAUGAGGAGGCCAUCGGUGUCGCUCUCAAAGACCUUCUGCCCAAGUACAACCUCAGGCGGGAGGACAUCUUCAUCACUACUAAGUUGUCCCCUCAAGACCUGUCUGAGCAGAGGGCCAGAGUAGCUAUCAACAAGUCUCUGGCACUGCUAGGAGUCUCCUAUCUGGACCUGUAUCUGAUCCACUGGCCCGGAGCGCAGGGUGUGCAGGCUAACAGUCCAGACAACGCACGGCUGCGGAUUGAUGCGUGGAAGACGAUGAUACAAGCACAUGACAGAGGUCGUGGAGCUCUGAGAGCGAUCGGUGUCAGCAACUUUACACCCAAACAUCUAGAGCAGAUAAUCAAGGCUACUGGGGUUGCCCCAGCUGUCAAUCAGGUGGAGUUCCAUCCACAUUUCCGUCAGCCAGACGAGAUGUAUGUGGUUUGUCAGAAACACCGUAUACUGCUGCAAGCGUACAGCUCACUGGGCGGCAACAAGAACAUGAAGCUGCUGACAGAGCCAGCUGUGCGCGAGGCGGCUGCGGAACAUCAGGUGUCUGCUGCGCAGGUACUGCUGCGGUGGGCGCUGCAAGUCGGAUACGCUGUGAUACCCAAGUCAGUAACUCCCGACUAUAUUCGCUCUAACACCCAGUUGGACUUUGUACUAUCAAGUGAAGAGAUCUAUAACAUCUCCUUGCUCUGUCGUCAAGAGAAGUACGCCUGGGAUCCGUCAACUAUAUUUUGAAAUGCUUUUCGCGUAUUUUCUAACGUUGAUUUGUAUAUUUAUAUUAUUUAUGAAUAAAUGUAUUUUUAUAUAGGUUACAA
Messenger RNA from Macrosteles quadrilineatus (aster leafhopper), 1326 nucleotides. RefSeq lists its product as uncharacterized. Gene Ontology annotation, molecular function: oxidoreductase activity. The record is from RefSeq and is a predicted model, not a curated record. The transcript has 8 exons. NCBI's taxonomy places the organism in Eukaryota, Metazoa, Arthropoda, Insecta, Hemiptera, Cicadellidae. The coding region runs from base 194 to 1246 and encodes 350 amino acids.